AGUAGUAGACGGCGAGUCGCCAGUUUUCCCCCACCUGGAGACGACAGAGCACGGAGAAAGCGAACGACCGCGGCGAUGCUCUACAUAGUCGGCCUCGGCCUCGGCGACGAGCGCGACAUCACGGUGCGGGGGCUCGACGCCGUCCGCCGCUGCGCCAAGGUCUACAUGGAGGCCUACACCUCCCUCCUCUCUCUCGGCCUCGACCCCGCCUCGCUCGCCAACCUCGAGAAGAUGUACGGCAAGGAGAUCACGGUCGCCGACCGCGAGAUGGUAGAGGAGCGCGCGGACCAGAUGCUGAGCGAGGCCGCGGAAGCCGACGUCGCCUUCCUCGUCGUCGGCGACCCGUUUGGGGCGACCACACACACUGAUUUGGUUGUUCGUGCCAAGAACAUGGGGGUAGAGGUUAAGGUUAUCCACAAUGCAUCUGUCAUCAAUGCUAUUGGCGUUUGUGGGUUGCAACUUUACCGCUAUGGAGAGACCAUCUCUAUACCUUUCUUCACAGAGACAUGGAGACCGGACAGUUUCUAUGAGAAAAUUCAGAACAGUCGUCGACUUGGCUUGCAUACUCUUUGCCUACUAGACAUCCGUGUUAAGGAGCCAACACUUGAGUCCUUAUGCAGAGGAAAGAAAGUGUACGAACCAGCAAGAUUCAUGACCGUGAACACUGCAAUAAGUCAGCUUUUGGAGGUGGAGGAACUGCAUGGGGGAUCUGCAUAUGGUCCAGAUUCGCUAUGUAUGGGUGUAGCUCGCCUUGGAAGCGAUGAUCAGAAGAUUGUGGCUGGCCCCAUGAAGAAACUACUAGAUGUUGAUUUUGGACCACCCCUUCACUGUCUCAUUAUAGUGGGAGAGACUCACCCUGUGGAACAAGAGAUGCUAGAAUUCUACAUGAUCAAGUAGUGAUGAGCUUUCGUAUGAGGAACUUGUAGUCUAGAUGCACGGUCCCCAUAUGGAGAAAAGAAGCUCUCUUGAAGCGUUGAUGUUUGCUUGCACUCGAAGUGUCCACCAGGAGUUUGCUGCUGGAUCAGCGGCUACUCAUAUACCGAAUAGACCUCGAGAGAUAUUGUUACUUAUUCACAAACGUUGAUCAGAAUACUAGCUGCUAUUGCAAGGUCAUCACUGAAUUCUCUUGUU
Messenger RNA from Triticum dicoccoides, 1131 nucleotides. RefSeq names its product probable diphthine methyl ester synthase. The record is from RefSeq and is a predicted model, not a curated record. The coding region runs from base 76 to 897 and encodes 273 amino acids. Gene Ontology annotation, molecular function: diphthine synthase activity. Gene Ontology annotation, biological process: protein histidyl modification to diphthamide. The transcript has 7 exons. Lineage: Eukaryota; Viridiplantae; Streptophyta; Magnoliopsida; Poales; Poaceae.